AUGGAGUUUACAGGUGGUAGUUACAAUGGAACCUACAAGUAUGGCAGAAUGGACGGAACAGGGGAGUAUACAUUUUCCACUGGGACCAGAUAUGUUGGGGAGUUGAAGGAUGGCUCAUUCCAUGGGAAAGGUGUGCUGUAUUUUCCCAAUGGAGGCAAAUAUGAGGGAACUUGGGAGAAAGGAAUAUCAAAACAAGGAAAGUACACUUUUUCUGAUGGGUUGGAGUAUCAGGAGGAAGACUGGGAUUUCUGUGAUGGCUUUGACAGGCGUUUUUACACUGAGAGGUGCAAUGGACUAAAGCCUGCAGGCGAGUCUCAGUUGACUGACCUGUUUCCUCCGCGAGUCACACCUGAAGGUUGCUAUGACUGUGGUGAUGGCUUUUAUGAUCCUAAAACCAGGAUUAUCAAAGACUAUGAAGGCAGGUUCCUGAGAAAUGCAGAUGCUCAGGAACAUGAUCGGAUAGUGCGCACAUGUCAAAAGGGCUGA
Chanos chanos (milkfish) is the source of this 486-nucleotide messenger RNA. RefSeq names its product MORN repeat containing 5 (gene morn5). Lineage: Eukaryota; Metazoa; Chordata; Actinopteri; Gonorynchiformes; Chanidae. The coding region runs from base 1 to 486 and encodes 161 amino acids. The record is from RefSeq and is a predicted model, not a curated record. The transcript has 5 exons.